AUGCCUACUCCAGAUGGGCAUCGCUACCUCCCCUCCACCGCUGUCUUCCUCGUCGAGGUCCUAAAACUGGUCGUCUGCCUGACCAUAUCCCUCUAUGAAAUCUCUCUCACUGUCCCUCGCUCUAUGCCCGUCACAUCACUCCUCAGUGCCUUAGGCAAUGCCAUCUUCUCAGGCGACAGCUGGAAAAUGGCAAUACCUGCAAGCCUUUACACCCUGGCAAACAGUCUUCAGUAUGUGGGGAUUUCCAACUUGGACGCGGCCACCUUCCAUGUAACAUAUCAAUUGAAGAUCUUUGUGACGGCUGUGCUCAGUGUGGUCCUGCUGCGAAGAUCCAUUAGUGGUCGCCAGUGGCUAUCUCUGAUCUUGUUGAUGGUUGGCGUCGCGAUAGUUUCGCUGCCCCAAGGUUCCGACGCGACUCUGGCCUCGAGCCACCAUACUCGAGUUUACGUCCCAAGAUCAACCAAUCCUCUACGAGACCACUUUAGAAUGGCUGAGCCCGGGUCCCAUUUGACAAAGAGAUCUGCCACAUACGAAGGCAUUGAAGAAGACGAACUGGCAUUGGACACCCCAGGCAUGGAUGCGUCAGCCGGCUUGUUGGCGGUUGUAAGUGUGUGCGUUUGCUCUGGGCUUGCAGGCGUAUACUUUGAGAAAGUUGUCAAGGAAUCACCUAAGACCACAUCACUCUGGGUUCGAAAUGUGCAACUGUCGGUGUAUUCGCUCUUCCCUGCCUUCUUCAUUGGAAUUAUCUUUCUGGACGGCGAGAUCGUUGGCAAAUAUGGCUUCUUCGCGGGCUACAACUGGAUCGUUGUGCUGUCCAUUAUAAUUCAGACCUUCGGCGGUAUUGUGGCCGCCUUUUGCAUUUUCUACGCCGACAAUAUCUCGAAGAAUUUCGCUGUUAGCAUCAGCAUGGUAUUGAGCAGUCUUGCAAGCUUUGUCUUCUUUGAUUUUUCGGCUUCCAACAACUUUCUCAUUGGCGCCUCAGUCGUACUCGUUGCGACAUGGCUAUACAAUUCAGAAGAAGCCCGUACCCAGAGCAUUCCCUCCAUCCAGCUUCCAAGCAACGAAAAGGGCCUUGCAGAAGUCCCUCCAGACAUGAACGAUAUGUCAAUCCAGAUUCCCAAAACCCCGCUGAGCCACCAAGAGUCGGCAUUGGCUACUUCGCGACCGGGUUCACCAACGCAUAAAAAGCGGAAAGGGGAUUCAGCAGGAUACUUCGCCAAACAACACGGCUGA
This is a messenger RNA of Exophiala aquamarina CBS 119918, 1233 nucleotides long. RefSeq lists its product as uncharacterized. Lineage: Eukaryota; Fungi; Ascomycota; Eurotiomycetes; Chaetothyriales; Herpotrichiellaceae. Gene Ontology annotation, cellular component: Golgi membrane. Gene Ontology annotation, molecular function: UDP-galactose transmembrane transporter activity. Bases 1 to 1233 code for a protein of 410 amino acids. The record is from RefSeq and is a predicted model, not a curated record. Gene Ontology annotation, biological process: pyrimidine nucleotide-sugar transmembrane transport. The transcript has 2 exons.